Messenger RNA from Porites evermanni, 9895 nucleotides. NCBI's taxonomy places the organism in Eukaryota, Metazoa, Cnidaria, Anthozoa, Scleractinia, Poritidae. The record is from the annotation of a GenBank genome assembly.
GAAUCACAUAUGAAACACUUGUGUGGAUUUAAAAAAAAACCUCUUUGACCUCGAUUGAGCUUAGAUCUGAAUUUUCGUUUCGCCCUGUCGAUCGACCAUUUUUGCGUUAUUUCAAAGUUUCUUUCUUUGUACUUGGAGUAUUGGAUUCUGUUAGUUUCCAGCACUGACGCGUUAUAAGACCGUGUCAUCUUAAACCAAUCACAAAGCGCGGUACCGCCGUUGGAAAGACUAGCUCGCUUGAGUUCUGAAUCAUUUCGUGUAGCAACCAGACGAACUAAAAUGACCGCCAGUGUGCAAGCAAACGUGAGUAAAUUUGGGUAUUUUUGUUUUGUUUUUUGCGUAUUUAAGAUUUCCGGGGUGUAAAGAAUUAAGCCUAAGCGCCUAAAAAGGUGCCCUCAAAAUGGUCCAGCGUUGUCUGGUUAGCGCCGUCUUUAACAUAACGCCGCCUAAUCAUCGAUGUUACUAAACCAUCUUUUUUGGAUUAGACAGAUUAGAAUAGGAAAUAAUCACUUGUAGUUGAGAAAUAUGGGUUCUCCUGUUUGAAAAUGUGUCCCACUGUCUGUUUAUUUAAUAAGCAAACGAUAUCAUUUUGAAGAUUGUAUGCAUUAGCCUUUUUUUUCCCUUGAUGUACGCUUGAUCCUGUGUGCAUGUGACGUGUUGCGCAAUUUUAACAGUAGUUUCAAAAAUGUGUAGAUCUGAUUGUUAAACGGUUUUGCGGUCAAAUCUAAAAAUCUGCCUGUUUUCUCUCUUCCUCUAGAUCCCGGACGGGCAGGAAAUCUUUAACCGUGUAUUCAUAGGAGGUUUGUCAAGAGAGGUACGUUUACACCCUUCUUUUCUCGCUGAAGUUAUCCUGUUUCUGUUCAUUGAACGAAUCUUUUUCCGAGGGUUCAUCGUUCGCGUUGCGCUUUAAUCUUCCUGAUAUAGUACGGAAGGCUUAAAUUUGUGUCUUGACGAUCACGGAUGUUGCAAACGUGCGGUUCCAGGAAAAUUUUUGUCGCGAAAAGUGUAGAAGCGACCACCGAAGAUGCACAUUCCAGAGCGGUCGUUAUUCGUUUGAAUUUAUGAGCGACUAUGACUCCUUUGUAGUAGUCUCAGGAGAUGAACAAUUUCAAGCAUUUCUGCUUCUUUCUGUUUUUGGUUUCUAUUAUUUUCAUUUUAUUUUACUUUAGUAUCAGUAGCUUUUACCGCCAAUCUGCCAGAUACAAAUGCUGAAAGGAUAAACAGCGAUGUUUUUCAGCAUGUUUCAACCCCAUUUUAUCAAAAUCGCAUAGUCAGCCAAAAGUGCUUUUGAAGAUGUGAUUCUCGCUGAAAGGAAAGUUUGAAUCUGUUUGUUUUAUCUAGUAGAUGUUUUGCAUUGUGGAGGAGGAAAAGUGGUUUCACAGCUUUUUCAUUUCCAUUGAUGUAGUUAUUUUGCUAAAAACGCGCGCUUUUCAGAUGAAUCUGGUUGCUUCGAGUAACGAACACUUCGUACAUUUAUUUGUGUCACACUAAUUUUAUUUCAUUUGUUGCUUUUUUCCCCUCUUUUCCAGACGAGUGAGCUAGAAUUGGAAACGUUUUUCUCAUCAUUUGGGGAAGUUGUAGACGUAAGAAUAGUCUGUGACCGAAAAACGGGUUUAAAUAAGGGGUAAGUUUAAAGUCAAUCUAAUCUUUUUGGUUCUCGUAUAAGCUUACUUAGAAACCUUGACUUAUUUAGUAAAAAGUGUGUUUCCAUGUUUUUAUUCCCUUAUUCUUUUAUUGCUAUGAUUUUUUUUUUAAAUCCACCUUGCUUGCAAGUUACAUGUAGAGCCAAUAUGGAUGGUUUUGUAUGAAAUGGAACUUUGAUGCGAUCGAUCGAUCCCUUGCCUUUAAAGCAAGGUUUUUGAACAGAAAAACAUCUCCUACCGAAAACAUUUUUGAUAAGAAAUGUUCUUUGAAUUGAGUUCUGAUAGUCUUAAAGCCGUCUUUAGAUGUAUCGGCUGAAUAAUUUUGAAGUUGUAAAUUUCGUCUAUUAUGAUAUGGUAUCGCUCGGUCGGGAGAAAGGUGAAUUGAGCUUCUUGUAAAUGUAUUAGCUCUCACUAAGUUUAGAAAUCACCGUUUUUACAGUUAAUUUAAAUUUCUAAGUCACAGCCUUCUGCUAGAAUUUUUUUGGCACUUUCAUGAACGUCUGGCGAGGAAAACAAAACGCAACGAAACGAUUACGGCUUUGAAAAUAGAAGAGUGCAGCACGUUAACGUCUGGUUCCUAUGUUGAAGUUUUCAAUGUCUGUACACUCUUGAUUAGCGCAAACGUUUGUAGAGCCACAUUACAUUGCAUGAUCGAAUGUUUGCGAGAGUAGGUUCAAACUUAAUUAAAUUACCAGUGGUUAGAACGAGGAGUAAACAAACAGUGAAGCUUGCAUUAAUCUAAAACGCCCACAGAACGUGCCACAUGGGAAAUGUAUUUCCGUAUCCUUGAACGUAGUAGCAAAGUUUUAAGUUCCAGGAUAAAGGCAAACGUGAGCCUUGAAGUCGUAAAUGAGUGUUAUCAAGCUUAGCACAAAGUGAUAAUUGGCCUUGUUAGUUUGAUUAUUCCUCACGAUGUAUUUUGCCCUCAAGUACAUGGCAGCUGUUGGGUGGUAUAAUACCUUAUCAUACAAUCCAAGAUGACAAGGUUCGGAUCCACCCUAAUCUCAGAUCCUUUCUCUGAUUUUGUGAUGUGUUGUUAGGGUGGUUCCCUAUUCUUAGACCAUAAUAAUAUUUUAUAAUACCUUCCAUGGAGCUAAUUCUCCCCUUCCCCACACCCCAGGGGGAUUUGCCAAACUACAGCAGAAGUAGUUAUAAAAGGUCCUUUCUUGAGUCUUUUUGGCCAAUGUUUUUCCUCAAAUUUAUUCUUGUUAGUAUAAUUUUCUAAAUGCACAAAUUUUUUACGUUUGUUAUGGCCUAACUACAGUAAUUUUAAAGUUGGAAAAUUUUAAGUUUGUUAGUCUGUAACCACUGUGGGGGAGGAGGAGGGGAGGAGAGGGGCAUACACAGUCACCAUUUGUCGUGACAAAAAAAACAUAUUGGCCAUCUAUUCUAUGUUUAUGUGUUCCCUUACUAGUAUCAGAUGUACAGUUCAUCUAGAUCACAUAUCAUAUCACUUCAAAAACCAAACGUUGUACCUCCUAAAAGGCAGGGAGGCAGCUACUCAAGACUCAACAAAUGCAAAGCUGUCAGCAUUUUCAUGAAACGACUUGCUUUUGAAUGGGGGCUUUGCUUUAAUGUUUGCCUUAAGGGCACACUUCUCAGUGUGUCAAGCAAUAAAAUGAAUUUACAUGCAUGGCAACAGAUGAUUAUUUUAUAACAGUUGAAACAUUUUUACUUAGUUUAACAGUUUAUUGUCAAUAACUGAUCCCGUCAGUUCACAGUUAGGCCUUGUCUGAUUAUUGAGUAUUUCUCUUUUGCAGCUAUGGGUUUGUCACUUUUGCGACAACCAUCGCACGUAAUGAACUUUUAAAAAAGGUAUAAGUUUUGUUCUUUAAAUAUUCCUCUCUGUUUAUUCUAAAUUGGGUGGAUUACGACUACACUAUGUUUUUAUUAGUUUUUUGUUUUUGUUUUAAACACAAAACAGCGUAAAGACCCAGGGGGACAUUCAACCAAGUAUUAAUUCAGGGAUGCGCUGCCUCAGAGUUUAACCCCUUAAUGACCUUUUGAGUGGAAAAAUAGUGAAUUUCUGUAAAUUGGUCCCUAAGGCUGAAAAUGUCACUGGGAAACAAUUUUUCGGUUCUGUUAUUGUAACACCACAGUAACAACCCAGUACCAGAAAGGAUCGUUACUGUGAAAUCCUAGGGCUUGCCUUUCACCUACCUAGUUAACAACUUUUGUGUCUCUUUUCACUGCUUGAAAGUCACUGUCUUGCAGUGUUCUCCCUAAAUUUUAGCACAGCAGGUUAGGGACAAUUCAUGGCCAGUAUGGCAAAAAUGUGUGUAAGAGGCACACUUUCCUGGGGGUAGGGGGGAGGGGUAGUGGUGUGAGGAACAUGGCCCUCCUCUUGCUGGGUUUUUUUUGCAGUACCGGUUUGGGAGGCUUAUACAUGGAGGGGCUUAUUUUCCGAAUUUUACGGUAUUUAAUUUUAGUAAACCUUCAGGUGGUUGCAGUUGGUAAAAAGUGUUGCUUCAGGUGGUAAAUUUUACUGGUUACCGCCUCAGAAGGAGAACACUGGUCUUGUAAAUGUGAAUAAAUCACCAAAUUAUGCAGUCUUCUCGGCUUUGGCCAUAAAAUGCAUCUGUUUAGCCCUUCUGGUUCCUUUUAGACCAAAAUCACAGAUUUCCCUACCCUUGCUUCUACAAAUGAACGUGAACCCUAAAUAAGGGACCCUGUAUAGGUCACUAGGAAGUAAACCCCACCCCAGCUGGGGUUUGCUCACUGUGUUAAAUGCAAGUUGGAACAAAAUGCAAAUCAUGGUCUAAGUAACUAAUUUGUAGUUGUUUUUAUUAGUUUGUGCAACAUAAUACUAAUAUUACCACUUUUUCUAAAUUUAGGGAACAGUUGAUUAUAAAAAUGGAAGAAAACUAAGGCUGCGUAAAGCCGUAAAAAAGGAGGUAUUCAUUUAAGCAAUAAAUAAUUAUUAUUAUACUUUAUUUCUCUUAUCAUCCUAAUGUUGUCUCAGAGAUUACAGAUUUUACUGGGGGCAAGGUAGACUAGAAGGCAAGGUGAACGGAAAAUAAAUUUUCUUUACCCUUUGGACCAGGAGUCAGUUUGAAAAUAUGAUAAAACCAAAUAACUUCAACCUUUCAAGCAAAAAAGUAGGGUGUUUCCCUGUUGUUCUGACAACCACAGGGUUGUCAGAAAGUUUUGAAGUAGAUGGCUGUGUUGUCAAAGUAAGCGGCCGGUCCAGGGAUAUUUUAUUUAAAAAACGUCAUCCGUAAAGAAAUGCCAAGCAGAGUAGCCAGCCGAUACUAAUCAAGUAGGUGGUGAUUUUGACCAGCAGCCGGAUACUUUUGACAACCCUGAACCAAAAUCUCAUUCAUUUGUAUGUGUGUAUGUGUGUCAAGAUGGUUGGAUUCUUGGAGUCUUUUUUUUCUGCCUUUUUAUAUGGACUGAGGGAAUUUAAGGUCCAAGAACAAAAAAGAAUGAAACCAAUGGCUCGCCAUCUUGACCAAAAAGGAUCUUUUUACCCUUUUUUUUUUUUUGUUAAAGUAAACAUAGCAGGGAUUCCUGAGCAUUAAUGAACCCAACAUUUACUUAAUUUUUUUAUCUGGGGAAGCCACAACUAGUUGCAAAAAUGUUGAGACACUCCAAUGAAAAACCGGCCUUUCGUUACUUCAAAUCGCUGCUAGUUGCACGUCUGUGAUAUACAAUACUGACCGGCCCUCCCCCCCUUCCCUUCCCUUUCAUUCUAAGUUAUUCCACCAAGUAUGGGCUUGUAUUGCUAGCAACUUUGAGGGGAGGAGGGGGGGGGGAUCACAAGCACAAGAUCAUGGACAGGCCAUUUAAGCAAAAAUGAGGGACAGUGUCUCAAGUAUUUUUGCAACUGAUUGCAGCUCUAUAGAAAAAAAGGCUUCAAUUGAUUAUUCAGCGCAACAGGACUCUAUGACUAUCUAAGUAUAUUUUGUAUUUUAUUUUAUUGUAAAAGAAUUAAUAAGCACACAUAUGAUUAAAGUUUUUAGAGGUUGGUACUAAACAAGCUGUUUGUGUUAACUUUAGUUAUCCAGCCAGUUUUUGGCAGGAGAAAGCUCAUCACAAAAUGGAGGUUAGUAUUUAUAGGUAAAAUUAAUUUGCUAAAAGUGUACAGUAUAGUUUUCAUUAUAAGACCUGCAGUUAAUCCGUGGCUCCACCUCUGGUUUCCCCUCGAAGCAUUAUUAAUGUCUGAGGAAAGAGUGCUGAAGCUCCUAUCGAUAAUGUUUACGUAUAAGAUCUGGGUAGCACCUCUGAUUGCAGGCAUGGAUCCACACCGGUUUCAACUAUUUUUCAAAAAUUGGUCAGAUUUUUCAUAAAUAAAUAUAUUUUUGAAGGAAAAAAAUUUUCAAGGUUAAACUCUGGUCAAUAUCCUGUCUGAAUUACUCAGAAACCCAGGAAAGGUGACUUAAGGGAGACAAAAUCCAAAUAUUUCUCGGGGGUGCAUGCCCCCUGACCACCCUAGAAGCUUAAUUGUGCCUUUGGUGCUUGUUUAGGAAAUUGGUCACGAUUUAUCCUAGAUCUGCACCUCGAUUAGUUGGGAAAAAUCUGUCCCUCAUAGAUGUACAACAAAUGAACUGGGUUUUGACCCUGAAAAGAUGUAUCAAGACUUUGACUCUCUUUUCAACUAUUGUUUUUUUAAAAACUAUUCAUGGAAUAGUGUGGAAUAAUUAUUCCCCUCACCCUGACUGUAUACGGGGAGCCUACGCCUGAAAGGGGUACCUAUUUUUGGGCUUCAGGUUAUACUAUACAGAAGGGUGGGGAUUUCACUAGUUAAAGUACACAACAGAGUCGGGAAAUCUGUCAUUUUGGUCUGUAUGUUUUAUGACCUGUAAGUUUUAGGGCUAUAGGUGGAUUUUAUGGCUGUGAAAAAACCAAGAGAAAUUUGUAGUUUUGUGAUUUAUUCAUACUUUAAAGAGAGUGCAUAGGGGUUAAAACGGAUGUGAAAUUGUAAACUAGGCAUGUGAAAGGAGUACCAUUCGUCAGUGAAAGGGAUACGAAAGGGGUACUGUUUCUGUAAAAAAAAAAAAGUGUAUAAAGGGGUAAGGGGUUGGAUCUCGGGGCGAAACGUCCCCAUGUAAUUAUAUUGGGUAUUGUAACUGUAGCUAACUCCUUUUUUUUUUUCUACAGCUGUUAUGGCCCAGCAGAUUGUGUUGGUUCCAGUAACAAAUGAAUUUUCAACCUACCAAACUCCUGUUUCCGUAAGUUUCAUAUUCUUUUUACCCUGAUUUAGAUCAGGGGUCAACAGGCCACUAUCACGAUGACAACAUUUGACUACAGUAGCCCUAAUUGGCACAAGAAAGCAACAAACUGAAGGAUUCUUGUGGUUGUAGUAAAAUUUCUUAAUCAUGCAAUUGUCCUAUUCAGUUAUUUUGUUAGAAAUAGUUAUGGUAAGUCCUGGGACUCAUCUUGUGAAAAAUCAUGAGUCUUGGGACUGUAACCAGGCAGUCACUUAAUCUGAAGAUAGACCCCAAAACUCUCUAUCACGGUUUACUGAAAUUAAAAUGUAGUCUUUCUAUUCAAACAACGAAAACGAGGGGACUAAAUUAAACAACAGCCACAGGAAUCGCACAAACAGGAUAGUCUACCAAGAAAUCAGUUGAUUUAUGGUUCUUUGGGUCCCACCAAAAUAAUUCAUGAAAUGUGUCCCGUGGGAUGCAAAGAACCAUUGAUCGAUUUGAAAAUUUUUUUGUAGAAUAUCGUGUUCGUGUGAAUUUGUGGCUGUUGUUUGAAGAAGCAUGCAUACAGUUGAACCUCUCCAUGUCAGCCACCUUAGCCUUGGGGACAGAAGAAAGUGGCCGCCGUGUAGAUAGGUUUAAACAAGAGUCAAUGUAUGGACUGUCGACUGUAUUAUUUUGUUUUAGUCUAUAUUUUAAUUUCACUAAACUGCAAUAAAGGGUUUUGUCAUCUGUCUCCAGAUUAACUGUCUGGUUACAUAAAGGCUCAAACACUUUCAAUUUAUGACCCCUUGUUGUUUUCAACAGGGACUCAUUGGUUAUGGAUAUGGUCUCAUGAUUUUUUAUAAGAUGAGUCCCAGGACUCACCAUAACUAUUUGUAACUAGUAAGUCACUGUAAAUCAUAUGCUGGGCACCCUUGAUUUUGCAGAUUCAGGGCACUGCAGGGCUCCCUUAACCCUUUAAGCCCCAAUAUCCACAUAUAAACUCUCCAUACUGAUCUUCACACAUUUCUUCAAAGAAUUAGUUGAGAGACUUUGAAAACAGAUCAAAGCAUUUUCUCUUUAGUGAUCAUUUUAUUCAUUCUCAUAACCAUUUCUCUUGGCAACAUAUGGAUAUUGUUAGGAGAAAAUCGAUGAUGGUCACUAUUGGGACUUACAGGGUUAAAUUUUCCUUUCCCCUUGGUAACAGUCCCAGAAGUCUCAGUGAAAGUCAGCUUGCCCUAGCUAGUUUCCAUUACAUUAAGUGAUCCCAGGUUAUUAUUAUGAUGGGCAACUGAAGAAUGUGCAAAAUCUGUCAGAUGAAAAUGUUGUCAUCUUUUUUUUGUUUUGGGUAGAUUCCGCCACCAACCUACUAUCAAGUGCCAACAGCACAAACUUGCCUACCUGCUGUCUGUGUUCAGGUCUGUUUUUUUUUAUACUCCUGCUUAUUAAAGUUUAUAAAUUAAUAACUCUGACUUUCCAGUCUUAUGGUAUCACCAAAUGAAAUCUUUUCUGCAGUACUUUCACAUGGUACUGUUUGUAUUAGAUAUAUAUAUAUAUAUAUAUAUAUAUAUAUAUAUAUAUGAAGUACAUCUAGGAUAUUAAAAUUUUUAUGUCUGUUGACAAAAUAGGUGAUGUGACCAUUGAAAUGAAACCUCCUUUAACUUUCCUCUUACCUUUUGACACACGCAUAAAAUGACCACGUUAUGGGGUUUUCUUCUCGCAUGUUCUUCACGCAUGUUCUGGUAGUCUGCUACACAGCCGUUUUCAGUGUCGUCACACAACGCUUCUAGUGGGGAGGAGCGUUGCGUGACGACACUAAAAACGGCUGUGUAGCAGACUAAUGUUCUGGUGGCACAAGAAUCAACUUGCUCCAUUUGUGGAUACAUUGCAGCUUACUCAAAGGGGGGAGGGAGGAGACACUUUUCAGGGUACCCUGGUAAUCACACUUGCUCCUUUAUACAGCCUCAAUUUACAGCCGCGCGCUUCCGUUCAGAAUUAAAGAUGGCGGCUUGCCACACAAAAGAAUUAGCUCCUUUUAUAAUGUGCCUGCACUAUGAGCCUACAGUUGAGCUAGGCACAGAGAAGAUGAGGGAUGCACAGAACGCGCCCUGAGGACUCCAUCUUGACUUCAUGCAGCUGUGGUCAAUACUAACCGUGUGGUUGUCUUCCCUUUGCAGACAACACAGCCCUCAUACACUACUUGUGUGCCUUCAUACAAUACUUGUGUCUAUUACUAUUAAUUUUUACUGAGGUAAGUUAACAAGUAUCUCGUUAAUCAUUGGAUUUUCGCGUUCGAAGAGUUACCUCAAAACUUCCUGGCCGUGACUCAUGGAAAGUAUCUCCGCCAGAGUUGGUUUUUUCCCAUUUCGUAGAGCGAAAAGGGACGUCAAUGACAAAAAUAAUCAAAACAACGUGCAACAUCCACGCACGUUCAAAGUGCAACACGCUUUUUAGGACAUUUCUUAGCUAUCACUACACGAUGGAGGACUUGAACAUUCGAUUUUUUCCUUCUUUCUAAACUUGGGUAUGGUCCUUAAGAAUUCAACUCCAGGAAAAUUCACCAGCAUUUGACUUUUCAAGCGGGCCGAAAUUAUCUUGAAAGAGUUUGAAAAAACGCGAAUUCGUUUUAAUGGUGGUGUUUUCGUUGCCAUCGCCAGCUGACGAUGUUGACUGUCUUCUUUCUUUUGCAGACUAAGCCCCCGCAAGAAGUCGUGCCGCAGCUUACUAAAUUUCGUUCACAAUGGAUGUUUCUGUAGCCUAUUUAGGCAGUGCUAUUUUCUUGAGAGGAACUUGCGUAUUUAUUUUUGCAAAUACUAAUUAAAAUCCCGUCAGGUUAUUUACUGUGUUAUCUUUAUUAAGCACGUCUUUCGAGGGCAUUGUACUCGAGGAAAAACUAGCUCGUUUAUAGAUCUUUAUAAACUUUCAGUUUUGACCUCAUACUUAGAAGCCUGUUUUAACGGUCUUUGACUUCGGCAACGUUGUCCUAAUAUUCUCAUGACAUAUUUGGAGAGAUGAGAGACUUUCGGGUCAAAGUGAGUCAAAGAGCGGCGACAUUUCCUUGGCCAUUAUUUUGUCCGCACCCGCGAAACAGGGUCUAGGGUAUCAAAGAAUGAAAUAGGGAGG